AAUGUUGCUGCCCGUGUUCCAUUUAUCGGUGGUUGCGCUGAAUGUAUUUGCAAUUGCAUAUGAUCAAUUGUAUUUGGAUAUACCGUUUCCAUCUAAAGUAUUUGAAGAAAUGCCGUUCAAGGCUCGAUAUAUAUUUUUGACAAUAUGGUGUUUCAUUCUUCAAACAUUAUACUUCUCAGUGUCAUUCCUAAAUGACGUAUUCGGGACAAAUGAAGCAACACCAAAACGGACACCUCUAAUACGUUCCAUAAAGGACGUACUAUUCAGCAUGGCAUUUCCCGUAGCUCUCUACGUGUCAGUCUCAUUUUGGGGUAUCUACGCUAUUGAUAAAGAGCUUAUCUUCCCUGAGAUGAUUGAGAGAAUAUUUCCAGUCUGGUUGAACCACACGAUGCAUACAUUCAUCACUGUAUUCCUAGUUAUAGAGUUAUUAGCCACGAAGAGGAACUAUCCGUCAAGAGCGACUGGCAACACUAUAAUGUCCCUGUUCAUAAUCGCCUACGUAAUAUGGAUACAUGUGAUACACCAUAAAACUGGGACGUGGCCAUACCCGAUUCUGGAUGUGUUGAAUCCUACAUUGAGACUGGUGUUUUGUGGAUUUAGUACCAUCUUAGGAUUAGGUAUUUAUGUGAUCGGUGAGAAGUUAAAUUCGGUAGUGAGUCCGACGUCGAAACAACAUUACACUAAUGGUACAAUGAAAAAAAGUAAAUUGAAAUAA
This is a messenger RNA of Achroia grisella, 715 nucleotides long. Its product is annotated as androgen-induced gene 1 protein-like. The transcript is spliced from 2 exons. Gene Ontology annotation, cellular component: endomembrane system; membrane. Lineage: Eukaryota; Metazoa; Arthropoda; Insecta; Lepidoptera; Pyralidae. The record is from RefSeq and is a predicted model, not a curated record. Bases 2 to 715 code for a protein of 237 amino acids.